UCGAUAGUCCCUGAAACUGUUUCGAUGACCGCGUCGCGUCGAUAUAUCCCGCUUGUGAAAUUCCGGAUCUUGCAAAUAAAAAAUAAUACGAAAAGAUGACCACUUGGAACCCGGAUAACGAUGUGGACUUGCUGACUGACUCUGAGGACGAGGAGGCUGUGGCCAUGAAGCGAGACUACCAUGGCCGGGAGGCCCUUCUUUUCGUGGUUGACGCAAACCUGCUGGCGGGCGGCGUGGAGCGCCUGAUGGACGCUCUGAACAUUAUCCGAACGGCCUUCAUCUCUGGGAUGAUGGUGAACGACAAGGAUUUGAUUGGUCUGUUAUUCGCCAACACAAAGAAUAGUCCGAUGCCCCUGGAAGCCUCCGCCCUGGACAACAUUGUGGUGCCCGAUAACUGCGCAGUAUUUCUCCCACUUCGGCAGCUAAAUAAACCCAUUGUUGAGCACUAUCUGGAGUUCAUGGGUGGAGCCGAGACGCUGUUUGCCAAGGAGUAUGGCCUGGCUGAGCCGGAUGGCUGCGGAAGGUUCGAUUUGAUGAUCCGUCUGUGCAUUGAGCUGCUGGAGAAGUGCGGCAAGAAGCUGAACAACGCCAAGAUCGUCUACAUGACUGAUGUGAAUACGCCUCACCCGCCUUCCAGCAAUGCAUUCCAGGCAGCCUUGCAGAAGGCAAGUGAUCUGGAGGGCAAGGAGAUUGAAUUUCACGUCAUUCCCAUGGUGGAUGACUUUGACUAUGAGCCGUUCUACAAGGAGUUCAUCACUCUGUCAAGAGCCAUCGAACUGGACGCCUUCCAAGUGCCGGAUGCCCAGAUGCUUCGUGAGAUCCUUGCGGAUCGGAAGCUGAAGCAGGACUAUUUGCGUCGUUGCUUGGGCCACUUCACCUUUAAUCUGGGGCCCAAUCUUUCCAUGUCUGUGCAGUAUUACAAUUACUUCCAGCGACGCGCCUUCCCGCACAAGGUGCAGAUUCUGCGUCGGGACAACAGUGUGGUGCAGAGCAAACGGCUGAUUAUGGUUCGCGAGGUCGACCAGGAGUCUGAGGAGAUAAAACACGAGUACCAAAUCAAGACGACGGGCGGCUGGUACUCAUGCAACGUGGGUGAUAAGAAUCUACGCAUGAGUAUGGAGGAAGUAAACGAAAUGCGCAACCUGCACAAGCCGCAGAUGAUGUUGCUGGGCUUUAAGCAUCGCUCCUCUCUGCCGGAAGUGACCUACAGCAAACCCUCAAAUUUCAUGUAUCCCGAUGACCAGAGCAUUAUUGGCUCGAAGCGUCUCUUUCGCGCGUUGUGGGAGCGAUGUCUGGCACGCGAGAAGAUUGCCAUCUGCCUGUUUAUGUGCAAGCGCAAGUCGAUCCCUCGCUAUGUGGCCCUGGUGCCGGUGGAAGCCCCGGAAAAGGGAGAGGAGAAGAACUACCGCUCGCUGCUGUGCGGGGAUGGAUUCAAGAUCGUCUACUUACCGGAGGCCAAGCACAUUCGGCACCUCGACAUGUGUGACUGGAACAAACCCGAGAACGCAGCUAGCGACGAAGGUGUCGAGUUCUUCCAGAAGGUCAUCAAAAAGCUGCGAGUAGACUAUCAGCCCAAUCUGAUCAACGAUCCUACACUGGACGCCCUGCAGGCUAAUCUGCUAGCCCUGUCACUGGAUUUCACCACUGACAGCAAGGGAAUCGACAAUCUUCUGGACACCACGCAGCAGGACAAGCGCAUCGAAAAGUUUCUACCAGACUACGAGGAGAUCUUUGCCGCCGACAUAGAGCCGGCCAAGAAGCGGACGGCAAAGUCAGCCACCGAAGGUGCCAGUGCUCCAAAGAUGGCCAAGAUCGACUUGGAUCAGAUUAAGAGCUACGACUUUGUGAUGGGCCUAAUUAAGGAACAGCGCUUGUCUAGUUGCACUGCUGCCCAACUUCAAUUCAUCUUGAAGGAGCACUUUGAUGUUGUGUUGAACAAGUCGGCCAUCAAGGCGAAGCUACUAGAGAAGAUCCAGGAAUUGACUACCUAAAAGGGGUAUACCAGCUAGUAUUGGGAACUGAGUUGCCGAUUCCAAAGCAUGCAGUGAUAAGAUGAAAAACGUGAUGAGUUAUGAUUUAAG
This is a messenger RNA of Drosophila serrata, 2081 nucleotides long. It is a transcript of the gene Irbp, whose product is annotated as Inverted repeat-binding protein. Lineage: Eukaryota; Metazoa; Arthropoda; Insecta; Diptera; Drosophilidae. Gene Ontology annotation, molecular function: DNA helicase activity; damaged DNA binding; telomeric repeat DNA binding. Gene Ontology annotation, cellular component: Ku70:Ku80 complex; nucleus. The record is from RefSeq and is a predicted model, not a curated record. Gene Ontology annotation, biological process: double-strand break repair via nonhomologous end joining; telomere maintenance.